AUGUGUGGAGACGAAGCGCCGGCCGUUAUAAUUGACAAUGGAUCCGGAUUGUGUAAAGCUGGGAUCACAGGUGAAAUGAAGCCGUGGUCGACUAUCGUGUCAGCUGUCGGCCACCCUAAAGAGAAAAUGGAGGACUGUUACAUCGGGGGGAAAGCCAUCUCCAAGAAAAGCAGCCUGGUUUUGAACUAUCCUGUUGAGCGUGGCACCAUUACUCAUUGGGAGGACAUGGAGAAUCUGUGGAGACAUAUCUACAAAUAUGAGCUUAACUUAAAAGCCAGCGAGAGGCCUGUGCUUCUCUCAGAACCUCCCCUAAAUCCUCUUAGGAAACGGGAAAUAAUGACCGAGGUGAUGUUUGAACACUUCAAGGUACCAGCUUUGUACCUUGCCAUCCAAGCCACUUUGGCUCUUUAUGCGUCGGGACGCACCACUGGGUUGGUGGUGGAUGCUGGAGACGGGGUAACUCACACUGUCCCCAUCUAUGAAGGCUACUGUCUACCUCAUGGGGUGUCCAGACUUGACAUUGCCGGAAGGGACAUUACCAAAUACCUCACCCAUCUGCUUUUAGACAACAGCCAUUUGUCUGCGAGCAGAGCUGAGGAAACCACGGUGAAGGCCAUCAAGGAGAAGUUCUGCUACGUAGCUUUGGAUCCCAAGCAAGAAGUGGAGAAGAAAACGGAGGGAGUCCUGAAGCUACCAGACGGAAACAGCAUCCAAAUCCAUCUCCACCCCUGCAGGGCACCCGAAAUCCUUUUUGCGCCAAAGACCGUUGGUGUCGAGGCACCGGGUCUUCACACAAUGAUCACCGAUAGCAUCAGGAAGUGUGACAAGGAUAUUUGUGGCGACCUUUAUGGGAACCUGGUUCUCUCAGGGGGCUCUUCACUUUUUCGGGGGAUGGAGGAGAGGAUUUCUAAAGAGAUAGAACCCAAAGUUCCAAACAAAGUUCCGGUGCGGAUCAUUGCGACCAAAGAGAGAUCAUGGGCUUCCUGGCUAGGAGGUUCAAUUAUCACCUCCUUAUGCUCCUUUGUACCAAUGUGGAUUACCUUAAAGGAUUACACAGAAUUUGGGGUAGCUGCAGUCCAUCGCAAAUGCUUUUAAGGUCUGACAUCACACCCAAAUGAAAGCCUUCAGCAACGACUG
Molecule: messenger RNA, 1137 nt
Organism: Sphaerodactylus townsendi
Lineage: Eukaryota; Metazoa; Chordata; Lepidosauria; Squamata; Sphaerodactylidae
Product: actin-related protein T2-like
Exons: 2
Coding region: 1-1095 (364 amino acids)
Source: RefSeq, a predicted model, not a curated record